AUGUUUCGCCUAUGGAGGCUGAAUAUGCUAUCUUCAUUUUAUCGAGUUCCAUCUCAUCUGAUGUUUGGAAUAGCAGGAAAUUUACGAAGUUCUAGAAGAUGGUAUGAGUCUGAUGCUUUUAGAGAUGUGUUACUAGCUAAGACUCUCAGAUCACCAAAAGUACCAGAUAGUGGGUAUCUUAAGUGUACGAUAUUUGAUAAAGAUGGAAAUAUUAUCUGUCACGGUAAAGAGUUCAAAAGGCUGGAAUUUAUGAAGCAGCAUAAUCUUGUUUCCAGAGAUUUUAGAAAAAUUUCAAGACAUCAUAGUCCCACGAGCCGUAUCAACGUUGAUAUCGUCCCCUCAAUUAUGACAAGGACAGGAGGGAUUCUUUUGACAUUUUUAAACAUAAGAGCAUUAAUAAAGCAUGAUAUGGUUGUAAUAUUCGACAGCUUCACAGGCCCAAGAGAUAGGAACGUUUCACAAUCACAAGGUUUGUUCCUUGAAGAUUUAAAUCGAAGAUUGAAGACUGUGAGUGAUCUGGAGUUGCCAUAUGAGUUUCGAGCGUUGGAAGCCAUAUUAGUAGAUGUGACUGCCAAUCUCAGUACGGAGUCUAAAGUUCAUUCUACAGUUUUGCAUAACAUUUUAAGUAGCCUUGAUAGUUCCAUCGAUAGAGUGAAGUUACGUUACUUACUUAUCCAGUCUAAAAAAAUAACCCAAUUUCAUCAGAAAGCCAGAUUAGUUCGUGAUUUACUAGAUGACGUUCUCGAGCAAGAUGAUUUAUUAAAUGAAUUGUAUUUGACUGAUGCCUAUAAUGGUAAACCGAGAACAGGAACGAAUCAUGCAGAAGUAGAGAUGCUUUUGGAAUCAUACUAUAAAACUAGCGAUGAGAUAGUACAAAGAGUAGAAAACUUAAUUUCACAGAUCAAGACAAGUGAAGAAAUCAUUAAUAUUGUGUUGGACUCAAAUAGAAACGAACUUAUGCUUUUGGGUUUAAAAUUUACCACUGGAUUACUUUCGAUGGCGCUUGCAUUAUAUGUGGCAUCUGUUUACGGCAUGAAUUUGGAGAACUUUAUCGAAGAAGAGAAUGGUAGCUUUUCAAUUGUUGUUGUGGGCAGUUGCAUAGUAUUUUUGAUGCUAUUAGCGGUGGCAUUGAAGAAGUUAAACAAGGUGCAAAAAAUCACAAUGACAGGAGUAGACAGAAAGCAUAUUAGAGAACCAGGAAGUUGA
This is a messenger RNA of Priceomyces carsonii, 1206 nucleotides long. RefSeq lists its product as uncharacterized. Bases 1 to 1206 code for a protein of 401 amino acids. Gene Ontology annotation, biological process: mitochondrial magnesium ion transmembrane transport. The transcript has a single exon. NCBI's taxonomy places the organism in Eukaryota, Fungi, Ascomycota, Pichiomycetes, Serinales, Debaryomycetaceae. Gene Ontology annotation, cellular component: mitochondrial inner membrane. Gene Ontology annotation, molecular function: magnesium ion transmembrane transporter activity. The record is from RefSeq and is a predicted model, not a curated record.